This is a messenger RNA of Archocentrus centrarchus (flier cichlid), 2260 nucleotides long. It is a transcript of the gene txnrd2.2, whose product is annotated as thioredoxin reductase 2, tandem duplicate 2. NCBI's taxonomy places the organism in Eukaryota, Metazoa, Chordata, Actinopteri, Cichliformes, Cichlidae. Gene Ontology annotation, molecular function: flavin adenine dinucleotide binding; glutathione-disulfide reductase (NADPH) activity; thioredoxin-disulfide reductase (NADPH) activity. The record is from RefSeq and is a predicted model, not a curated record. Gene Ontology annotation, biological process: cell redox homeostasis; glutathione metabolic process; cellular response to oxidative stress. The transcript has 18 exons. Gene Ontology annotation, cellular component: mitochondrion; cytosol. The coding region runs from base 16 to 1554 and encodes 512 amino acids.
UUUCAUAAUAACAACAUGGCCGCGUUCUGCAGAGGCAGACACCGGUGGAAAAAGAUUAAUUGUUUGCAUAUAUUUUCAAGAAAACUGACAGGAAAGUAUGACUAUGACCUGUUGGUUAUUGGUGGUGGCUCUGGAGGUCUUGCCUGUUCCAAAGAAGCGGCACAACUGGGACAGAAAGUUGCUGUUUUAGAUUACGUGGAGCCAUCUGCCAAAGGUACCAAGUGGGGCCUUGGUGGUACAUGUGUCAAUGUGGGCUGCAUUCCUAAGAAGCUCAUGCAUCAGGCUGCUUUACUUGGUACUGCAGUCAAAGAUGCUAGGAAGUAUGGCUGGCAGAUCCCAGGCACAAUCACCCAUGACUGGGCCACCAUGGCUGAGGCUGUUCAAAACCACGUCAAGUCUCUGAAUUGGGGUCACAGAGUUCAACUGCAGGACAAGAAGGUGAAAUAUAUGAACCUCAAAGGAAGUCUGGUGGAUGAACACACUGUCAGAGGACUGAAUAAAGCAGGGAAAGAGACCAUCCUGACUGCCAAGAACAUUGUGAUUGCCACAGGUGGACGGCCCAAGUACCCCACUAAUAUUCCUGGCGCGGUGGAGCACGGCAUCACCAGUGACGACAUAUUCUGGUUGAAGAAGUCUCCUGGAAAAACACUUGUGGUUGGAGCCAGCUAUGUAGCUUUGGAGUGUGCAGGCUUCCUCACAGGCAUCGGCUUGGACACCACAAUGAUGGUUCGCAGCAUCGCCCUUCGGGGUUUCGAUCAGCAAAUGGCAGGUCUAGUGACAGACUACAUGGAAGCCUAUGGGACGAGAUUUGCAUGGAAAUCUGUCCCAAACAGAGUAGACAAACUUCCCUCGGGAGCUCUCCAGGUCACCUGGACCAACACCCAGACAGGGGGCGAGCACAAGGACACAUUUGACUGUGUGUUAUGGGCAGUUGGUAGAGCUCCUGAAACUAAAGCCCUGGGGAUAGACAAGCUUGGCAUUCAGCUCAACAAGGAGACGGGGAAAAUAAUUGUAGGUGCUGAUGAAUCUACGUCGGUGCCAAACAUCUAUGCUUUUGGUGACAUUGGUGAGGGGCGUCCUGAGUUGACCCCAACAGCCAUCAAAGCAGGAAAGCUUCUGGCUCGCAGACUGGCAGGUCAAAGCGCUGAGCUCAUGAACUAUGACAAUGUGCCCACCACAGUGUUCACCCCGCUCGAGUACAGCUGUGUAGGUCUCUCUGAGGAGGAGGCUGAGAAGAGGCACGGAAAAGACCGAAUAGAGGUCUACCAUGCUUUCUACAAGCCCCUAGAAUUCACUGUUGCAGAGCGUGAUGCCAGCCAGUGUUACAUAAAGGUGGUGUGUGAGCGGGGUGGCAAUGGGAAGAUCCUGGGUCUGCAUUUCACUGGUCCAAAUGCUGGAGAAGUCGCACAAGGCUUUGCUAUGAGUUUCCAGUGUGGAGCGACAUAUUCUCACCUGGUACAGACAGUUGGAAUCCACCCCACCUGUGCAGAGGAGGUGGUCAAGGUCCACAUCACUAAGCGCUCUGGCUUGGACGCCACAGUAACCGGCUGCUGACUGAAGGACCCUGACCUCCGCUCAGCAGGAACAGCUUGACUCUAUCACUCGGAGCACAGAGGGCUCAUAUGCUGCGGCACUGCAUGGCAGGGGCCUUGGGAAAGGGAAGAGGGGGCGGUGAGGAGACAGACAGACAGAACCAUCCAAGCAGCCAACCAACACAACACCAAGUGGUGCCCGGGGUAAUUGAGUCCAUGUUCCUGUGCUUAACAGGCCACUUCAGAGACCCCAGGUUGGGCCCAAGGCAGCGUGAGGGAAGUCGUUGAGGCCAUCAGUGUAACUGUUAUGUCUGUUUGCUUUUUGCCCUCCAUUUCCCUUCUGCUUUGUUUUAUCUGCUGUUAUUUUAUGCACAAUAUGAUUGUUCAAACGCACAAAAUUAAAUAGUAUUUAUUUACAUUGUUUAGCAACAUUUCUGUCUAACUUGAAUUAUUUCUGUUCAUUGUUGAUCAGUCACUCUAGGCCCAAGUUUUGACCAGAUAGCCUCAGCUGUGCUCCGCGGGGGGUCAGGGUUCAACUUUCAGGUCAGCCAGCUAAUGAUGACCUGCACUAAAACCCAAAACUGGGGAGUGCAGGUCUGAUGUCACCUGGCUGCAAACUUUAGUAGCUGUAAAUAGAGAAGUGUCAUUUUCUGUUAAAGCUUUGUAAUACAUAAUUUAUAUGUAAAGUAAUAACACAUUUGGAUGCACUGUCUGUAAUAAAGUAAUGA